Messenger RNA from Penicillium paradoxum, 948 nucleotides. RefSeq lists its product as uncharacterized. The record is from RefSeq and is a predicted model, not a curated record. Lineage: Eukaryota; Fungi; Ascomycota; Eurotiomycetes; Eurotiales; Aspergillaceae. The coding region runs from base 1 to 948 and encodes 315 amino acids. The transcript has a single exon.
AUGUUCUCAGUCAGUGACUCCAGUCCAGGAAACUGGAUUACCGGCAGCUACACGGGCGACAGCGAUGCCGUUCGAAUCACGAUCGCGACCUUCAUCGGUGUCGCGUGGUACAAUGUGAUAGAGCUAAUUGUGCUCAUCUUCAUGACCUUCAAACGCUAUGAAGGCGUUUAUUUCUGGAGCAUGUUGAUCGCCAGUGUGGGAGUUCUGCCUUACUCGGUCGGCUACCUGCUCAAGUUCUUCGAGCAAAGCUCGCCAACCUGGGUAACUGUGACGCUAAUAACAAUUGGCUGGUGGACGAUGGUGACCGGCCAGUCCUUCGUGCUAUAUUCGCGUCUCCAUCUGGUGAUCCAAAACCAGCGUGUGCUGCGCAUGGUACGAGCCAUGAUCAUCAUGAACAUUUUCUUCCUGCACGUACCCACAACGGUCCUCACGUACGUCGCCAAUUUCUCCCACACGCAAGCCUCAAUUUCAGGCUAUGAUGUCAUGGAAAAAUUGCAGUUGACCGGAUUCUGCGUGCAGGAGGUUAUCAUCUCCUGCUUGUAUAUGUGGGAAACGAACCGCAUGCUGCGCUUGAAUCAGGACCAUAUGAGCCGCAAGACGAUUCUGCAGUUGCUCGCCGUCAACGUCUCUUGUAUCCUGAUGGAUAUCGCGUUGAUGAUUAUCGAGUUUAGGGACUUCUAUAUCUACCAAACGACCCUCAAGGCUACGUUGUACAGUAUCAAGCUGAAACUCGAGAUUGCUGUCCUCGGAAAACUGGUCAACAUCGCGCACCAGCAUAUGUGGAGAUCCUCAUCUUUCAAUACUACCGGCGGGCAUUACCCGUCCUUUGUUGACCCGAGCCUUGCCUUGCAUGACUUCAACCACGCAGACUCUUUGGCUACGAGCUCGGCGUCUAAGGGUCAUACAUCGGGCACUGAAGCUAUGGAUAUGGAUAUGGAUAUUCGAUGA